Molecule: messenger RNA, 2762 nt
Organism: Thunnus maccoyii (southern bluefin tuna)
Lineage: Eukaryota; Metazoa; Chordata; Actinopteri; Scombriformes; Scombridae
Gene: skp2
Product: S-phase kinase-associated protein 2, E3 ubiquitin protein ligase
Exons: 10
Coding region: 128-1390 (420 amino acids)
Biological process (GO): SCF-dependent proteasomal ubiquitin-dependent protein catabolic process; positive regulation of protein ubiquitination
Cellular component (GO): SCF ubiquitin ligase complex
Molecular function (GO): protein binding
Source: RefSeq, a predicted model, not a curated record
AUCCAGGGCGCCCUGCUGCUGGCGGUGAGUUUAAAGAGUCUCGGUUGGAGGGCUGCAGUGAAAACAGUCACGUACUCAAUGUGUGCUUCUCUCCACACAUUACACAUUAAGGUUUGAACAGAAGGAGAUGCCAGAAGACAGCAUGCCACUGCAGGACCUGCCCUGCCUGAGUCUCCAGGGCUCCAUGUUGUCCCAGUCCAAGAGGGUCAACAAACGCAAGACCCGAGGCUGUCUGGGUGAGGGUCUGGACACUGAGUGCACCCCAACAGAGCUCAUCCAGCAGUGGUCACCUCCACACAAGCACCAACGCAUCAUCACAAAGGGGAAAGAGAACGACAGCAACCAGUUUGUUCUGGCCAGGCGGUCGAGGAGGAAGAAAGAAUCCACUUCAGGCAUUUCAUGGGACCACCUUCCAGAUGAGCUGCUUCUCAGGAUCCUCUUCUACCUCCCUCUGCAUGACCUCCUCAGGAUGUCUGUAGUUUGCAAGCGCUGGCACCGCUUAGUGUUUGAUGAGACUCUGUGGCACAGCGUGGAUCUGGAGGGGUUGACCCACAUGGGUCCAGCUCUGCAGCAGGUGCUGAAGACCGGAGUCCGCAGGCUGCGCUGCCCUCGCUCAUUCGUGGAAGAUCUGCACUUCACAGGCACAGGCACACUGCAGAUAACUGAACUGGACCUGUCCAGCUCCAUCAUCCCCACCUCAGCUCUGGAGAGCAUCAUCUGUCGCUGCAGGCUGCUGGAGUGUCUGAGCCUGGAGGGCCUGCAGCUCUCAGACACCAUCAUCAGCUCUCUGGCUAAGAAUCCACAGCUGCUGCAGCUCAACCUGAGCGGCUGCUCCGGCUUCUCUGCUCCCGCUCUGAGUGAGCUGCUCAAAUCCUGCUCCAGAAUAGAGCAGCUGAACAUAUCAUGGUGCGACUUCAACAAUAAUCAUGUGAAGAGCGUUGUCAGUAACGUGAGCUCCAGCGUUACUCACCUCAACCUCAGCGGCUACAGAGAGAGCCUCACACUGGACGAUGUGAAGGUGCUGGUGGCGAGAUGCCCCCAUAUUCAGACUCUAGAUUUAAGUGACAGCACUCUGCUGAUGGCUGACUGCUUCCCUGUCCUCGCACAACUGAAAUAUCUGCUGCAUCUGUCCUUGAGUCGCUGCUAUCACAUUCAUCUCGCUGCCCUCACUGACCUCGGGAAGACGUUCCCCAUGCUGUGCCUGCUGGACGUGUACGGCCUCGUACAGGACAGCCACCUGCCCGCUCUGAAGAAGGAAACUCCUCGCAUCAGCAUCAACUCCAGGCCUUUCUCCAGCAUCGCCCGGCCCACGCCCGCCAGCGUGCUCGUCGGCUGCUUCAGUGACCGCGUCAUGUGGAACAGACCGUGUCGACUGAGAAUCAAGUUGUAAGCGUGUUUUUUUUUUUUUUUUUUUUUUUUUUUUUUAAAGAUGGAGCUAGUUUAAUCCUGCAGUAUUUUGACACACAGGGAGUCUGGCCUGGUGUGCAGGGAUGGAGCCUUGUUUCAGUGUUUCUUGCUGCUACAGAAGAUGCUUUUAGUGUUAGCUAGCAUGACGGCUGUGCGAUAUGACCAAAAUCUCAUAUCUCAAUAUAGGUAAUAUCAUAUCCAGAUAACAAUACCUAUCACACUAUAGCACAUUUCUGUAAAUCCAAUGAAUAGUUUAUAUCAAAUGACCAAAUGGAAAGGCCUCUUAUUACAUUUGGAAUUAUACACUCAACAAAUAAAAGGUACCUACUCAUAUUUGAUGAUUUUUCUCCUUUUAUUUAGAAGCUUGGAGCAUGAUUCUAGAUGUAAAACAGGUUAGGAGACCGAUCUGCAGCAUCAUUUGUAAAGUACGUUGCAGUUGUUUGGUCCGUGUCAGACUUUUCAUACCCAAACUACAUCCAUAUGACAGAAGUAGCCCCGCAUUUAUGUACAAGCUCCUGGUUUUGUCUUGGCUGGCCAGAGGCCUUCUCCUGUUCUGUGUUACGUUUACUCUCCUCCAUGUUUGUUCGUGUCGCCUUCAUGCAAAUUUCCCGCCUGCACCCCGUGCCCUGCGGAAGAUGUUUUUCUGCCAUACAUAAUAUAUAUGGUCAUAUCGCACAGCCCUGGCUGGCAUUAAUGGUACCAAAGGUCAUAGUGGACCUUAAGUACUGAACAUGCAAGCUUGUAGAGAAUUGUAAUACUUUUUUUAAAAAAAUAGGAAACUUGAAUGUUGAAUCCAGUUCUCGUUGGAAUGUGUUAACAGAAACUUUUUUUAAUGGGUUAUUGAAUCUGUUUUAGGUUCAAAUAAUGUGUUAAUUUAAAAUAUUUUGUAAGGGAAAGAUGGUUGAAAAGCUCAAUGGAUGUUUUAGGAUGUCUAAAAAAUGUUUAGGACAGUUCAUUCUUUAUAAAAUGUAAUCAGAUGGUAAUGUGUCCUGUUGACAGCUGUAAUAAUGCCCUCGUGUAAAGUUUGAAUCAGUGCAGAGGUUUUAAUGUGAAAUGAUGGAUCUGGAUCAGGUGUGGAUGUUUCUGUUGAGCCACACUGUUGCUAAAGAGACACUACUUCACUACUGUAAUAACUGGACCAGGUUGACAUCAGUGUGCAUUUGACUUCUCUCCAACUGGACACCAGUUGCUUUUUACAAGCUCAUUAUCACAGUUUGCAUGUCUGUGUGCAGAUGUGCUCUAUAUUACCAUUUCAUUCAGAUGUCAGAGACUGAACUUUUAUGGAACAUGAAUUUUGUACUUUUUUGUAUUUUUCCCUUCUGAGUCUUUAAAGUAAACCACUGAAUACACAAACA